Molecule: messenger RNA, 1029 nt
Organism: Phacochoerus africanus (Common warthog)
Lineage: Eukaryota; Metazoa; Chordata; Mammalia; Artiodactyla; Suidae
Gene: BAD
Product: BCL2 associated agonist of cell death
Exons: 4
Coding region: 148-657 (169 amino acids)
Biological process (GO): apoptotic process
Source: RefSeq, a predicted model, not a curated record
CCUGUGUGCCGUGACGACGGGGCGGGUCUGGCCCGAGGCCUGGGUAGAGGCCUGGGGCUGCUCUGCAGCCUCAGAGCUCUGAGAGAUUUAGAUCUUGGUUGGAUACGCUGAGCUUCCUACCAGGCCAGACUCAACCGAGCCCAGAGCAUGUUCCAGAUCCCAGAGUUUGAGCAGAGUGAGCAGGAAGACUCCAGCCCUGCAGACAGGGGCCUGGGCCCCAGCCCCACAGGGGACAGACCCCCAGGCCCCAGCAAGCCCUGGCGCACGGCCCCAGGCCACCUGGGGGAAGCUGGUCACCAGCAGGGGCAGCCGGCCAGCAGCAGCCACCAUGGAGGCGCUGGGGCUGUGGAGACCCGGAGUCGCCACAGCUCUUACCCAGAGGGGACCGAGGAGGAUGAAGGGACUGAGGAUGAGGAGCUCAGCCCCUUCCGCGGCCGAUCGCUCUCGGCGCCCCCCAUCCUCUGGGCUGCACAGCGUUAUGGCCGCGAGCUCCGGAGGAUGAGUGACGAGUUCCAGGGUUCCUUCAAGAAGGGACUUCCUCGCCCGAAGAGCGCGGGCACAGCGACGCAGAUGCGGCAAAGCCCCAGCUGGAAGCGCUUCAUCCAGUCCUGGUGGUACCGGAACUCGGGGAGAGGGGGCCCCGCCCCCUCCCAAUGACCAUCCGUCCCACACCGCCGCUGGCGGCCAUCCUGGGAAUGGGCGGAAGUCUUUUCUGCAGGCGUCCUUGCAAAAAGAGCCGUUUCGUCCCUUUCGGAAGAAGGCAGUGUGACCCAGAGGCUGAUUCCCUUCCUGUGUGUGCGAGGACCGCGGAAGGGCUCGACCCUCAUCGGAAGUUUUGAAGUUUUUCCGCCCUUAGCUGCCGGAAGUGGCCCUGUGACCCCGCCCCCGGCGCUGGGCUGCCGCAGGCGCCUGCGUCCGUUGCCAGCCGAGAUUAACCCUAACGCCGCCAGAGUCCUUUGCUCAGAGGGAAAGCCGCGGGCCGAUGCUCGCUAGGAGACGUGCUAAUAAAGCCCGCGUGUGUGCCCUGGA